Messenger RNA from Acanthocheilonema viteae, 1164 nucleotides. Lineage: Eukaryota; Metazoa; Nematoda; Chromadorea; Rhabditida; Onchocercidae. The record is from the annotation of a GenBank genome assembly.
AUGAAAGAAUAUCAAUAUAUUACGCUUGCAGAGCUGGAUGAAUUAUCACAUAAAGCUGAUGAAAAUUUAAAGGUUAACAUAUAUGCAUUUGUAGCCGAUUUGGUGAUACGUUCACGACCGACAGAUGUGUUGGAAGAUGCUUGUGUUAUCACACAAUUGGAAUUACGUGAUGGUAGCUCGGAUAACGAUACAACAUGUAUCAUUUAUAGUGACUCACUGGAAAGUUUUUCGGAUCAAAUACAAAGCGGUCAAAUUAUUCGAAUGCAUCGUGCAAAAAUCAAAAAAAUGGCAGAUGAAAAAUUAUUUGUCUAUGGGAAGCUUAAAACAGCAGGUUUUGCUGUUCUUCUGUUCGGUGGUCAACUUAGUGAUGAUUUUGCUCCUGUAUAUCAGUCAUCAGCAAAAUUUACUGUAGCAUCAGAUUACAAGGAGAGGAUAAAUUCAUUACGCAUGUUAUUCGUGAGAGAUGAACCAAUGGCAUUAGACGAUCCCCUUACAGUUCCAGGUGACCCCAGAAUUUCAGAUGGUCAGCCUGUUGCUACAACAUCAGUACUAUCGAUGAAUAGAAAAGCAUCAUAUAUUAACGAAGAGGAAAUACAUCAAAUAAUUAAAAAUGCAAAUGUUCAUCGCUUGAAUGAAUUUGUUCUUGGUGGUUACAGUGAUAUUACCGUACAAGCAAUAGCUCUAUUUGUUGGUGAUCGAAACAACGUGAUAUUGCGUUGUUGGGAUACCACUUCACCACCAAGGAAAAUAUUUAUGCUUAAUGCUGACUUUGUUCACGAAAUGAUAUGUCGAGAUGAAGAAUUGGAAAUGGCAACAGAAAAUUAUUGGUGUGACAUAGUGUUGUACGAAGAGCAUGCUGAUUUUGCUCGAAAUAAUGUAAAGUGUGGGGAUAUCCUGUUACUUACUAAUACGCAUUUAUAUCACUCGAAGAAUAGUAUUACCCUAACAAUGCAUGGUGGUGGUCAGCGUUACAGCAGGUCAAUUGUCAUUCUUGAUGGUAACACUGAAUUGAAACUUGAUCUUUUACGUAAUAUUAAUGGAUUCAUUGCUAAUAAGGAUUCGCUUCGUUUGGAUAUGCAAACAGAUAUUGCAGAGAGAAGAAAUGACGAUGACGUACAGCAACACCCGUAUAGGAACGAACAGGUAGCGCUUUUUUUGUAUUAA